This is a messenger RNA of Gongylonema pulchrum, 912 nucleotides long. Lineage: Eukaryota; Metazoa; Nematoda; Chromadorea; Rhabditida; Gongylonematidae. The record is from the annotation of a GenBank genome assembly.
AUGCACUUGUUUGAGAAUAAAAGUGAAAAUCAACUGAAUUUUUGUCGAGAUGAUGAAUGUAGUGGCGAAAAGGAUAGGGAUACUCUUGCAACGAUUAAUAUUUUGCCGGAUGAAAUACUUUUGAAAAUAAUUGGUUAUUUCCAUCCGAUCGACCUAAUUCAUUGUUUAUCUUGGGUAUGCCGACGCUGGAACAAUUUAGCAAAUGAUCCGUCUCUUUUUACCGAAUUACGAGUUCUGGUCACUGAGCAGUCUUUGGCGAGUGGAGCCGUGCGAAGACUUUUUGAUAGAGCAGCGCAUCAUCUUCGUAAAUUGUGCAUUGAUUGCGCCGUAAGUUUGCCUUCUGCAGCGGUCGAAGAUCUGUUCACUGUUUGUAUGCCGAACGUUAGCCAUUUGGACAUCAGCUCAUUCAAUGGUAACUCUUCUCUUCCCCUUUUUGUCCGACAUAAGUGUCGAAUUGUUGCUCAGGCUCGCCAGAUGCUUUCCGAAUGUCGAGACGCUGCACAUGGAGGGCUUGAGGCAGUUCUAACAAUUUUUUAUCAGUUUAGCUUUUAUGGAUUAAUAACUUCGCCGUUCAAGUCCACUCUUACCGAACUAUAUCUUGGAUGGUACAUCAAUAAUCAGGAUUUUCGUUAUAUUGGCGAGCUACAUAAUCUAAAAAUCUUUUCGCUUUUAUUGUGCUUACACACCAGGGAUGAGGAAUUUAUACAUUUAAAGAAACUGAGCAAUUUGGAGGAGCUGUAUAUAUCUUGUGGUGGUGAGGAUUGUGAUCUUACACCAGACGGUAUCAUUGCGCUGUUCGAUUUACCGUAUGAAAUGCCCGAAAGGUCGUUUCCCUAUAAAUUACGCAGUUUAGCACUUACGGAUCUGCAUAUGUGUCACAAGGAAGUCCUGGAAGUUAUCGUUCGAAAGUGA